UGGAAGACGCACGGAAGGCGACGGAAAUCGAUCCAACUUAUCGACGAAAGGGUGGUUCAGACUUGCAUCUGCUUUGGAGGGCAUAGGUCAGUACGCUCAGAGCGUCACAAUGUAUGAGAAAACAAUCAAAGUGUUAUCUGAACUUCCUACGCCUCCAAUCGAGCUGAAAAAAGAAUGUGAGGUUAACUUGGCGCGUGCGCGCAAAGCCGUGGUACCAUGGACUGGCAGGCCAGAGAACGGAAUCGAGGUUAAAAUAGAUUCUGGCCUUUUGCCCUGGCAAGCUGCUGAGAACAUCCUGUCUAAAUCGAGUGUUGUCUCCCGGAGCAGUGCUUGGUCAAUUUUCUUUGCUAAUAAGGACUUUAUGGAAGCCUCCGGAAAACUGAAAGAAAUGACGCGAGUAGGCACCUCCGAGAAUUUACAAACCGUCAAAGCCAGAUUGGGGGUUCUUCAGGACAUGAGUAAUGCACUUUUGAGAGACUCGAGGGUGUUCCGUGUUCAAGAAAGUGAUUUUUUAAUGAAACUGAACGACCAAGUUAGGUUUGAGGCAAAUCAUUUCAAAGCGUGGUCGCCAGACAUUGGUCCGGAAAUUCUUCAAGGGGAAGUCAUGAAGCGUUUGAGAAAAGAGGGAUGGGAUAGUGUUCGCCCGGCUCUAACUCACAUCGUCAGACAUUGGAUUAUAGCCGGCUUUGUCAUAUCUCGAGUGGGUAAUAAUUUUCAGCUCGGAGUCGAAUUUCACAGAAAUGCGUUGAACAUGAUAAACUGGGGGCGAAAAGUUUGGAAAGAUGUUCCUAAGGCUGAACGAGGUGUGAUAUUUGAUUUGAGCUUUCGUCGAGGUGUUUGGAAUAUGUAUCUAGACACACUCAUGGGGGCCUCUGCCCGUGUUGGCAUAGAGAAUUUGGAACUUCUCGAAACCAUAUUUGAAGAAGCCGACGCAUUACUGCAAGAUCUGGAGAAGAAUCCGUAUGACCCCAACGAUUUCGACCAUUCUGACCCAGGAUUCAACCUGUCAUUUUUCGGAAAUAUCAAAGGAAAUGCAUUUGCUUCCAAGGCAUUGUAUCACAAUAUGUUGGGCAACUUCGGUAAAGAUCAAAAGGUCGAGACUGUUAGGAAACACUAUACAUCUGCCAUGGAACUCUACAUUCUAGCUGCAGCUUGUUUACCCGAAGACGAUGAGAAUCAUCCCUGGUAUCUCAAUUGCGCAUACAAUUUCAUGGAGACCGCAGAUGCACCUACCUCGCUUGUGAUGGAUGUCUUGGAAAAAAUUCGGAUAUCAGUUCCAACUAUGCAGAAGAUCUGGUGCCAGAAUCCUUCUCAUACGAAGAAAUUUAGAGAGGAUGUUUACGUCAAGUUGCUCAAGAUUGAGGAGCAUGCCAAGUCUCUUAUUGCACAGAAAGUGAUAAUGCUCGAAGGACCCUUCAAUUGGUCCAUAAUAAAAACUCUACCCUUGGUAUAAUGACGCUGUCGCUGAGUUCUACAUUCUAGCAUGUAUUAUUUUUUUUUUCAGUAUGUACAUAUGCAUCCAAGAAGAUGCGAUCAUCUGUAUAAGUGUAUCACUCGAAG
Molecule: messenger RNA, 1560 nt
Organism: Lentinula edodes (shiitake mushroom)
Lineage: Eukaryota; Fungi; Basidiomycota; Agaricomycetes; Agaricales; Omphalotaceae
Exons: 11
Coding region: 110-1453 (447 amino acids)
Source: RefSeq, a predicted model, not a curated record